AUGGGUGUGUCCGUUCGGUGGAAGGAGAUGCCCACGCCGGAGAUUUUGCGCUGCUCGCUGAUGGAGCUUAUGCUCUCUGUGCUGAGCUCUGGCCUGCAGCCCAGCUGCUUUUCGGAGGCCCUGGACCCGCCCCCCAAGAGCCGCAUCGACCAGGCGGUCACCACUCUACGAGCCACUGGCGCGGUGGAGGAAGGGGUUCGACCCGCCGACGCGGUGCGCUGGACCCGCGAGGAAGAGGAGACCUGGUAUGUGGUGACACCGGUGGGCCUUUGCUUGGCGCGCUUGCCCUGCGAUGUGCGUCUGGGCAAGCCGGGUGCUCAGAACGCGCUCACAUAG
Messenger RNA from Effrenium voratum, 336 nucleotides. The record is from the annotation of a GenBank genome assembly. NCBI's taxonomy places the organism in Eukaryota, Dinophyceae, Suessiales, Symbiodiniaceae.